Molecule: messenger RNA, 534 nt
Organism: Thlaspi arvense
Lineage: Eukaryota; Viridiplantae; Streptophyta; Magnoliopsida; Brassicales; Brassicaceae
Source: the annotation of a GenBank genome assembly
AUGGCAGAUGGGGAGGAGGAUUUGCCGAGGGAUGCAAAGAUUGUAAAAGCCCUGCUAAAAUCUAUGGGAGUGGAAGAAUAUGAACCUCGUGUUGUGCACCAGUUUCUGGAACUGUGGUAUCGAUACGUUGUUGAUGUAUUGACAGAUGCACAAGUCUAUUCAGAGCAUGCUGGGAAGGCAGCAAUUGACUGCGAUGACGUCAAGCUUGCUAUUCAGUCAAAAGUCAACUUUAGCUUCUCUCAACCCCCACCUAGGGAGGUGUUGCUUGAGUUGGCCAGAAACAGGAAUAAAAUCCCAUUGCCAAAAUCCAUAACGGGGCCUGGAAUUCCUCUUCCACCUGAGCAGGACACUUUGAUUAGCCCAAAUUAUCAACUAUUAAUCCCAAAGAAGCAAACUAGCCAGGCAAUGGAAGAAACGGAGGAGGAUGAAGAGGCAGUUGAUCCUAAUCCCAAUCCUUCCCAGGAGCAAACAGAGAAGCCACAGAAUACUCCUCGACGAGUAUCAUUUCCACUUGGAGCUAAACGUCCGGGAUGA